CAAUCUCAUUCUCUCCAUUAUCAAUAUCAUCAUUAUUAUUAUUAUUACUAUUAUCAUUAUCGACGAUGAGUUCAAAUAAUUCAAAUGAUCAAUCGAUUUGGGAAAUAUUAGAUGCACUUGAAUCGAAAAUGAUAGACUCAUUUCAUUCUACUUCUGAUUUAUUGAUGCCACAAAUCAUUGAAACUUCAAAUCAACUUUAUACUCAAAUCGAAUCUAUUUCAAAACAAGCUUAUGAAAAAUCAAUCGAAUUAGGUUCUAAAUCUGAUUUACUUUCAAAUAUCUUAUCAACCUCAACCAAUGAAUCACCAAUCAUCAAGACCAACAAUCCGAUGAUGUCUAAUCCUGAUUUACAAAGUCAACCUUCAAUCUUAAAUCGAAUCUUUAAACCCAAGAAUUUGAUCAUUACCGCUGGAGUUUGGUUUACGUCUACUUUAGCUUUACGUCUUUUAGUUUCAUCUGAUUCUUUUCAACAUUUUCUUCAAGAUCAUCCUAACCUUCGUAGUACAUUACCCAGAAUCCUACGUACUAGACGUAAGAAAACUAGUCAUAUCAUUCGACCUAGAUAUUCAACAGGUGGUAAAACUCGUCUUGAGGCCAUCAUAGUCUUAUGUGCUGAUCCUGGAACGAUUGGAUCUCAAUUAGCUAUUGAACUUGCAUCUGUUGGGUAUAUUGUGAUUGCGAGUGUGAGUGAUCCGGUUCAUGUGAGUUCAUUAGAACGUGAUGGAUUGGGUUGGAUUAAAGCUCUUGUAUUAGAUCCUACUAGACCUGAACUUGCACCUGCUUUUACUCGAUCACUUGCAUCUGCUCUUAGUUUAAGAUUUCCACUUCAUUCAGCUGGUGAUGCUUUUAUGGGAGAUGGAUCUCACUCUGCACUCGUAGGAAUGGUCAAUUGUUUUCCAAUUAGUAAUCUUGAUGAAUUGAGACCUGUUGAAACUAUGGAACCUACAACUGAAUUAAUCCCACAUUUGGCUAGUACUGUUGGUAUCAGUUUAGAAGUGGUUAAAGUAGUACUUCCUAUGAUGCGUAACUCGAUUGAAAAAUCUGGUGGUGAAGAUGGUGUGAUCUUGACUUUAUUUCCUACGAAGACGAGUAGUGUGGCAUUACCCUACCUUUCAUCCUCAGUAAUAGUGAACCAAGCUCUAGAAACUCUAAUGACCACUUUACGAAGAGAAAUCUUAAUUUGUGAUUCACCAAGUAAACAACAAAUCCGAAUCAUCAACGAACGAAUCGGUCUUUUCAAACCACCUUCACAUUUCCCACGUACAAUCUCAGCUUUACCUACUUUACCCGCUCAUCUUCAUCCGAUCUAUGCUCCAUCUUUAUCAAGAAGAUUAGGAUUUCUUGCGAUCCCUACUAGUUCUUUAUCUGUUCAUUCUCUUAAUGGUACACCACUUUCAAAUCUAUUUCAAAGAGUCAAAAACAUCUUACAAUCUCCUAGUAUCAAUCAUGGUUCAUUUACUUCUACUGGUAAACAAGUUAUGAUUUAUAAAACAAUCGGUAGUUUUAUACCUGAUAGUCUAAUCGAAUUAUGGUUAAGGAUUGUAGAAAGAAUGAAUGGUUGGGUUAGAAGAAAAGUUUCAAAUGAGAUUGAUUUAGAAAGUUCGGAAACUUUGGAACAAGUGAUUGGUAAACGAGAUUUUAGUCUUGGUAGUGGUUGGAAGAAUAAAGUGUUUAAUGGGAUCGGAGUAGAGAAAGAAAUUGAAGAGAUUGUUGAAGCUCCAGCUGUUGUAGAAACUACAGAAGUCGUAGAAGCUCCAGAAGUUGUCGAAACCCCAGAAACUGUGGAACCUUCAGCACCUUCAGCACCUUCAGAAGCACCAGAAGCCGCAGAAGAAACUGCACCGGAACCUACACCAGAUGAACCUGCACCAGCUGAACCUGCACCAGUAGAAACUGAAGAGUCACCAUCAGAUACGAACCUUGAAACAGGCAGUUGUGUAGAUAAAGGAGAAACAACGGAAGAAAUGCAAGAAAGUUUUGUAGGUAGUGAAAUUGAUUGGAAAGCAGAAGAAAAAGAACCAUCUUCUGAUGAAACUAAGGUAGAAGAGGAACAAAAAUAGAUAUGAAAUUAAUCAUGAAGAAGAAAACUGAUUAGGUCGUUUUACUAGAAAGAAAAAAAAGAAAUUGAGAAAAAAGGAUCAGUAUUAGGAUUUGAAAUUGUGGGUUUUUUUGCAAAGUUUUUUUGUGCGGGGUUUUGUAUAUUGUAUGAAAGAUAAUUAGGUUUAAAAAACCUUUGAACUUUGGUUGAUGAUUGAUGAUUGGUGAUACUAAAUUCAAAUAAGAAAAUUGAAAUUGAUGAAUCAUGAUGAAAUUGUAGAAAGGGUGUUUUUGUUUGCAAGGUUUGAAGAAUGUUAAGUAAAUUAAUGAUGGUUUUUUUUACAAUUGAAGUUUGUAUCUAUCCUAUAAAUGAUAAUGAAAAAAGAUUCUUUGAUUUGGUUU
Messenger RNA from Melampsora larici-populina 98AG31, 2439 nucleotides. RefSeq lists its product as uncharacterized. The transcript has 2 exons. The record is from RefSeq and is a predicted model, not a curated record. The coding region runs from base 66 to 2060 and encodes 664 amino acids. Lineage: Eukaryota; Fungi; Basidiomycota; Pucciniomycetes; Pucciniales; Melampsoraceae.